UCCUCGGCCAUGUUCCGUCCCCCCCCACACAGGGGUCAGGGUAGAGCCGCACACCCCCGUCUGCGAUCACUCGCCGUCCCAUUUACUCAGAUGACCCGCUGGGCGUGUUUGAGGCACUUCCAGGACCCGGGGACAGAGCAGUGGCCAGGACGGGGACAUCCUACGCCCGGGCUUUCCACCCAGGCUGGAGAGAGAGGCCGUAAGCACAGGGAGGGUGUGCCCUUGGUCCCCGAGGGAAGGCAGCGCCGGGAAGAGAAGGCGCAGGGGAGCCGAGCCCCCACCUGCCCCUCCCACCCUCCACGCCCGCCCCCCCACGCACCCGUCCCCCACCCAGCACACGUGCCCCCGGGGCUUCCUGUGACUCAGUUACGUCCUCCUCACGUCUUCUUAAAAGCCACUUUCUCGGGCACCGGGGCCGCUCAGUCAGUGAAGCAUCCGACUCUUGACCUCAGCUCAGGUCCUGAUCUCAGCCUUGUGAGUUCACGUCCCGUGUUGGGCUCCGCGCGGGGCGUGAAGACUACUAGAGAAACAAAGCCAGCUUCUCGCCGAGGUCUCCCUGGGGGGCCCUCCCCAUCCCGCAGCUCCGCACCCAGCACCCUGACCCCCGUGCUCCGUUUCCACCCGCUUAUCUCUUCCCAGCGCCCGGGGUCACGGCCCUUGUUUGUGUCCAUCAUUACCGUCCGUCCCGGGUGCUGGCCGUACGCUCCCAGAGGAAGUACAGACGGACGCUCAUCUCCGCCAGGAAGGGUCCCCCCUCCCCCGAGGAACGGGCAUAUGGAGGGGAACCCAAGACAACUUCCUGAAAUACUUGGAUCUUCACUGCACGAUGGCCUUGACCCCUAUGCGGACCGGCUCUGCAUCCCAGGGGUCCCCGCGGGCUCUGAGCAGACGCCUGGCCUCUGUCAGAGCAUUAGGAGCCGCACCAGCCAGGGCCCGGGGGCAGAGACCAGCUCCGGUGCGCGCGGCCCCGCCCUGCAGGGGCCCCCACCCCCCCCCCCCCCCCCCCCCCCCCCCCCCCCCCCCCCCCCCCGGCAAACCUGGUCAUUGGCCCUGCACCAGGAAGGCGAUGGUCUGCAGGAUUUCAGAGUACUCGGACUACAGUUGAGGUUGGGAAGGUCCUCGUGUUGCUUUUGGCAUUGAACUUCCUUGCGUCCCUGAGAGCAGCCCGGCAGAUUCCUGGGGACCAAACACUCUCACUUCCGUAUCUGCCCAUGGAAGAUGACAGACGGGGACAGAGAGGGUGGGAAGGGUCUCAUUCCACCUCAAGCCCUGAAUGAAAGCAGCCGGAACGUGGUGAGGAAGCUCUGGAACGCCACCUCUGUGCCAAGUCAUUUAUUCCAUGAGUGAUAUGUGGUGCCGGCCUGCGUCCCGGUGAGCGGGCUGUCCACCGUCCCGCCGUCGUAAGACACGGCUGUCCUCCAGCUGCUUGACAUCUGACCGCCACACGCACGGGGACCGGUGACCCCACCUCCGCCUUCCGCCCGUCCCCUCCCCCUCCUCCCUACGCACCCAUGAGCUGUGGUGCCACCAAGACCAGCCUUGGCCGCAGGUCACGCCCCGGGCAAGCGACAGGCCCCUCAGCAGGAAAGCAGCCGUGAACACCUAAGACACUGACGGGUGUCCAGUGGGGAGCGUUACUACCUGUCCCGUAACAGCGGCUUGGACAACUGAGGGCCACAGCAGAGGAGCGUCUGCAAAAGCCGUUACUACCCGGAGGCUGUCCCCGUGCCCGGCAAGGGCUCCCAGCCAGGAGGAGAGGCCGGUCCCCCAACCGUCUGGUGUCUGCCUGGGCGAGGCAACCCGGGCGGCCUUGGCAUCUGGCCCGGAGCACACAGGCGUGUUUAUUUCCCUUUCUGCUUCCCUCAGUGACCCAAAACCGCCAGCAGAAAUUUCCAGGUGACCUGCUGGUGCAGAACGAGUCUGUCCACAGUGGGUGUGGGGUCACAGCCCCGGGUCGCCGUGCCCUGCCAUUAGCUUGUCCGCACAGCCGAGCGACUGGACUGUGUAGGAACAGUUCUUCCGGAAAGAGGCUGGCGCAGUAGCCAAAUGAAAGCUUGAAGUUACAGCCCGAGGCCUUGGCAGAGGGUCAGGGGGCUCCUGCAUGUACUCUGCGUUUCCUUUGCCCUGGAUGCUUCGGGAAAGUUCAUCACCGCAGGCCGCGGGACUCCCACCCCCAGGAACACCCCCAGCCUAGCCUGGCGCCCCUCACCGUGGGAAAGAUGCCUGCGUUGACCACAGUAACCGCGGACUCACACCUACUACAGGCUUCCUGUUUCCUGGCCGGGGCCCCCCCCCCCCCCCCCCCGUAGCCACUCGGUACCCGUCAUUGCGAGGAACGUAUGCUUGGGUUGUUCCUUUCGUUCUUCUGGACACUUCCAAGGGUAGCAUGUGAGGAGUGGGGACUCCCGCGGGAAACUGAGGCGCAGGGCAGUGAGAAGACAGCCCAAGGUCUGUGUGUGAAGCCCCACCAUGCUGGUCAUGCAUACCAGCAGGAGCGGAGAGAGGGCCUCCUGCCCCCAACACAGAGUGGCAUUUAGGGGUUUGGGUCCCGGGAGCAGUGCGCUGCCGGCCAGUAUCUCGGCGCCUGUGUCAGAGCGGGAGGCAGUUUCCAUCCGUUUAUUCCCACAUUAAAUACACCGGCCGAGGGCUUCUCCGUUCAAGGAGCCCAACAGGACUCUGCACAAUGAAUGACCGCCGCUCGGUUCAGCCGUCCUGUAAACCCGCUUGCGGCAAGGGUAACCCGCGUAGACUGAGUCCCGUCAGAUGCGCCCCCCACCUCCGCGGGUGCUUGGAGGCCAUUCGAAUUCUCCCUGCUACUCAGGCUGCCCCCGCUCUGCGUCUCUGCAUUAUUUCUGCAUGGCUAUUUCGGGAACAAUCUAUAGCUGUGCCCUUUCCUAAUUGGAAGAUGUUAAUUUUGAAUCGCCUGGAGCCAAAACUGCCUACAGAAGCAGAUGUUAGGUCCGUGACCCCGAGCUGGAAUCAGCUUCCUCUUCCAUUAUCCCGUUACCAUUUUCACUGUGCUCCCUCUGUUCUCCCCUCCAUCAUCUGAAGGUCUUUUAGGUAUAAAUAGCCGUGGCGCACCUGCUCAGAGCUUCCUAGCGCAUACGGGCGCGAUGUGAAGCCUGUGCCAAUGUGGCCGUGACUUGUGUCAGCCUGAGAUCCGGUGACAAGACAGAUGAUUUAAAGUGAUGCCUGGCGAAUUGAU
Hyaena hyaena (striped hyena) is the source of this 3205-nucleotide messenger RNA. Its product is annotated as basic proline-rich protein-like. Bases 10 to 1140 code for a protein of 376 amino acids. The record is from RefSeq and is a predicted model, not a curated record. The transcript is spliced from 2 exons. NCBI's taxonomy places the organism in Eukaryota, Metazoa, Chordata, Mammalia, Carnivora, Hyaenidae.